Messenger RNA from Truncatella angustata, 2362 nucleotides. Its product is annotated as adenine deaminase. Lineage: Eukaryota; Fungi; Ascomycota; Sordariomycetes; Amphisphaeriales; Sporocadaceae. Bases 195 to 2156 code for a protein of 653 amino acids. Gene Ontology annotation, molecular function: adenine deaminase activity. The record is from RefSeq and is a predicted model, not a curated record. The transcript is spliced from 5 exons.
CGGUGCUGCCGGUAGGAGGUUCCGACCGUGUCGUAACAAUAUGCCGCCGGCAGACCAUUUGCUGGUAGCGCAAUUGUACCCAUGUCUGAGAUCAUAUGUUAUCCACCUGAAUGGCUCUCAUGCGCCAGACUGCCCUAUUCAAAUUCAUGGUUGUGAUGAUGGCAACCACAAAUUGAACUGUACCGUUAAUCAAAAUGUCAUCACUUGGGACUUCCAACGCGACAGGGGCCCAUCUAACAAUCACGCCAGAAGAGCUGUUUGAGCUUCGGCAUGUCGCCAGAGGAACUACACAGCCGAGCCUGAUCAUCAGGCGCGGUACCAUUCUUGCGGUGCAUACCGGUGAAUUACUGAAGAGGGAUGUCAUCAUCAAAGGUAGACACAUUGCAGCUGUUACACCAUGGAAUUAUUUCCCAAGAACAAAGUACGCAGUAGACUCUCCGAUUGAAGAGAUUGAUGCCAGUGGAAAGUUCAUCAGUCCUGGCUUCAUCGACACACAUAUCCAUAUUGAGUACACGAAGUUGACACCGGGAGAACUGGCAAGGCUAUGCGUUCCGAGAGGAACCACAACCGUCUUAGCUGAUGCAAACUGCAUUGCGAAUGUUCUAGGAGGAAAAGGAAUGGACUUUAUGGGUACAACUACAACACCGCUUCGAAUUUUCCGGCAAGUCUCUCAUAAAGUCCCCAUGAGUGGUCCUGAUAUCGAGCUCGGAGGUACUUCGUUAUCUACCCAAGAGAUAUGUAGCCGCGUGUCCAGACGCGAGGCAGCGACGCUGGGCGAGUCGAAUCCUUUCUCUCUCGACAAAGCCUCUGCUGAAAAGCAAGCUGCUGCUCUGCAUGCAGGGAAACGCAUCACGGGCCAUUCGGCUUUGCUCGUUAAUGAGCCGCUAUGGGCUUAUUGUGCGGGAGGUAUCGGCGAUGACCAUAACGCUCACAGACCACAAGAUGUCAUUGAGCGUCUACGCCUGGGCAUGAUGUUGACGGUGAUGUCCGGAAGUAUGAACUCGAACAUUGAUUCUGUUUUUAACAAUUUCGAGCUGUACAAAGAUGGUCUCAAGUACAUCAGCUUUUGUGCCGAUGACAAAUAUUGCGAAGACCUCGAUAAAACCGGUCAUAUCGACCUGCACGUACGGAGAUCGAUCGAGCUUGGUGUGCCUGUCUUGGAAGCGUACAAAAUGGCAACGAUAAAUGCGGCAUCCUACUACCGACUUGACCAUUUGAUAGGGAGUGUCACGCCUGGGAAACUGGCCGACUUACUCAUUCUGGAUAGGCUCGAAGAUGCGCUUUCGAGCGUGGUUAUCGGAAAUGGGUUGGUCGUAGCCCAAGACAACAGAGCCCUCUUUUCCAAUAACGACCCCAUCCCCGACUUCACGCUGAACACAGUGAACAUCCACGACGAGCAUCUCGUGGCAUCUUCUUACCAUCUCUUUCCUCCUGCGGAUUUGACGGGACCCCCCUUGCAAGCAUGGGUUCAAUGUGUAGAAAUGUACGAUGGAUAUUUCAAGCGCGCCUUUCAUGCCUCGCUUCCUGUUGACUCCGAGCCACCACACAACAUCCUCUGUGACCUGGAGAAUGAUGUCUUGAAAGUGGUAAUUGUGGAUCGACACCAUGGCACGCCCAACCGUGGUAUUGCGUUCGUGCGAGGAUUCGGCUUGAAAAGGGGUGCCAUUGCCACGACUACGAACUGUGAGAAUCAGAAUCUGGUUGUAAUUGGCGUGGACGAUGAGUCGAUUGCUGCAGCAGUGCGUGCGAUGCAGAACCUGGGCGGUGGAAUGCUAGCGGUCGGGGAACAUGGGACAAGUGUGCUAGGGACAGUCAAGCUGGACGUUGCAGGCUGCAUGUCUUCCGACCCUUGGGAAAAGGUCAGGGAUGCUAGCUUGAAGUUGGACAAGGUGGUGAGAGAUGAGCUUGGGUGUACGAUGGACCAGAACCCUUUCUUGAUCGCCAGUUUUGUUGGUCUUGUCGCUGUGCCGGACCUGGGAUUGACGGAGCUGGGGCUCGUGGUAGGUGCUGGUGAAUCACUGAUGGAUCCAGUACUGAAGAUAGCGCCUGUUGCUACCACAAUAGGCAAUGGCACAGCAGAAAAUGCAGUACUUGAUCUGCAGGCCAUCAGAGUCUGCUGUAGAUGCCCGAGUCACAUUCACUCUGGGGCGAACUGAAUGAAAGUCGAGAAUUUGCAUCCGACUAAUACCAAACAAAUGAAGGGAGAACGGGAGCUGAAAAUUAGCAUCUAGUCUGCCAUCGAAGUCGAUUGUGUUUUGGCCGGGCACGAGAGUCGUCAUAAGGUAGCAACAUUCAUAAGAUGUCAGGUUCAUCUUGUUUUGUGCCUCGCAACCAUGUGCAAACGUGUGAGCAUUAAUGCAGA